Molecule: messenger RNA, 372 nt
Organism: Meriones unguiculatus (Mongolian gerbil)
Lineage: Eukaryota; Metazoa; Chordata; Mammalia; Rodentia; Muridae
Product: small ubiquitin-related modifier 2-like
Exons: 3
Coding region: 1-372 (123 amino acids)
Biological process (GO): protein sumoylation
Cellular component (GO): nucleus
Molecular function (GO): protein tag activity; ubiquitin-like protein ligase binding
Source: RefSeq, a predicted model, not a curated record
AUGGACAAGCCUAGAAAAGAUUACAUUCAGAGCAGCCUGGAUCCAGAAAGGCAAACACCCUUACUCAUAAAAGGAGCUGAGGAGACUCCGGCGCUCGCCAGGGCCGACAAGAAGCCCAAGGAAGGAAUCAAGACUGAGGACAAGGGUCAUCUGAAAUUGAAGGUGGUGGGACAGGGCAGCUCUGUGGUGCAGUUUAAGAUUAAGAGGCAGACACCACCUAGUAAACUCAUGAAAGCCUACACACCUGCACAGCUGGAACUGGGGGACGAAGAUACAACUGAUGUGUUCUGGCAGCGGACAGGAGGUGUCUACAGAAAAGCGAACCUGCCGCUUACUCUAGAAGUUUUUCAUAGACCAAGAGCACAUUCUUAA